UCCAGCAUGGGUUUGCUGUGACUCAGAGGUUCCUAUAAAAUAAAGCUCUUUAAUGUGCCACGUUCAUCAACAAGUGGACAAGUGGACAAGUGGAGCAGAAAACCUCUGAACUGCAUCUGAUAAAGGGCAGCUGGACCAGCGAAUUCAGCUGGCUGCAGAAAGGAAGAUGAAAGGCCUGUUCUGGGUGACUGUGGUCUUCUUCCUGUCUGUUGAAAACACCUCGGCUGCUGUAGACCAGAAAUGGCUUACAGAUAUUGUGCAAACCAUCAAGAAUAAGUAUCAGUUGGGUGACACUUCCAGUUGGGCUGUAAAUAUACCACAGAACCAAGAUCCAAGCCAUCUGAUGGAAGUUCUGCAGGAAGACCCACCAGAUGCAGUGAAAAUAGCAGUUUCAAAGAGUGACGUGUAUCAAGGCAAAAGAAUGACAGUAUCAACACAGUCAGUUGCAAUACCCCAUGUGCUAGAGAAAAUAAAAGUCAGCCAAACAGGAAACCAGGGCAACACCAUCAUAAUCUAUUCUGAAAAAUACCAAAAUAUAAAUGAGAAUGGCAUUGCUGCCAACAUUAACAAAAUCAUUCAUAGUUGGGGAUGUUAUGCCUUUGUAUUUUCCAAAGUAGUUGAUGUUGCUGAUGCUGGGUUACCUGCAAGGGCUGAGCUCUUUAAGCAGCAGGAACUUUCCAAAUUUGGGCUAGAAAAUAUAUUUCGUUGUUAUGAACCUGGUGGUUCUUUCCAGUGCACAAGCUGUGGCUCUGUUGAAAAUGUUGCUCCUUCUUGUCUUGUAAACACACCACCAUCAAAUGACGUCACACAGUUGGAAAAACGCAGAUUUAAAGAAGCUAGAGGAGGUGGAAGGAAGAGGAGAGGAGGAAGACGUAGGAAAGGCGGCGAGGUGAAGAGAGGAGGAAGACGUAGGAAAGGUGGCGAGGUGAAGAUAGGAGGAAGGCGUAGGAAAGGUGGCGAGGUGAAGAUAGGAGGAAGGCGUAGGAAAGGUGGCAAGGUGAAGAUAGGAGGAAGGCAUAGGAAAGGUGGCAAGGUGAAGGGAGGAGGAAGGCGUAGGAAAGGUGGCAAGGUGAAGAUAGGAGGAAGGCGUAGGAAAGGUGGCAAGGUGAAGAUAGGAGGAAGGCGUAGGAAAGGUGGCAAGGUGAAGGGAGGAGGAAGGCGUAGGAAAGGUGGCAAGGUGAAGAGAGGAGGAAGACGUAGGAAAGGUGGCGAGGUGAAGAUAGGAGGAAGGCGUAGGAAAGGUGGCAAGGUGAAGAUAGGAGGAAGGCGUAGGAAAGGUGGCAAGGUGAAGGGAGGAGGAAGGCGUAGGAAAGGUGGCAAGGUGAAGGGAGGAGGAAGACGUAGGAAAGGUGGCAAGGUGAAGGGAGGAGGAAGACGUAGGAAAGGUGGCAAGGUGAAGGGACUAGGAAGGCGUAGGAAAGGUGGCGAGGUGAGGGGAGGAGGAGGAAGACAUUCAGGAGGCAAUGUGGGAACAGUAAGAACAUGUAAAAUGCGUAAGAAGGUGGGAGGAGGAAGUAGUAUUUAAGGUGGCAAUGUGGGAAAAGGAAGAAGACGUGCCAAAUGAGGCAAGAGGGAAAGAGGAGGAAGACGUGCAAAAGGUGGUAGGUCAGGAGGAAGAAGAGGAAGAUGUGGAAAAAUGUCAUAGGGUAAAAGGAAAAGGUCAUAUGAAAUAUAGUAGGGUGAAAACAGGCCAAAUAUCUAAAACCAGAAAAUAAGAACAAAAAGCUGUCAUGGGUUUUGAGGAUACAAUAAAGCAGCUUUGAAACCAACAAAGUAUUGACCAUUCUUAAUUUUUAAAAUCUAAUACAUUCAAGUAAAAGUUAUUUUCAAUAAAAUAAUGUUGCCAUAUAUGCCUAUUUUAAAAAGCAUCCAAAUUGAACAUUGUAACACAUUGUUUGCCUGCAUUAAAAAGUAAAAAAAUAAACUUCAAAAUGUGUUGUUUGUGGUUUUGUACAGAAAACUACUUAGCCUUGCUUUUGUGCAUGUAAACAGUUUUAAAAUUUGUGUAAAACCUAACAGAAACUGUUCACUGCAAUAAGAAAAGCAACUAUUUUGUAAUUCUAUUGCUUUAGAAUGAAUAGUAUUGGUGUUGUCUUGUCACCUGGGUUUUAGCAAGUCACAGCCAUAAAAAGUACCAGGGACUAAUGUACUGUAGAUCAAAUUCCUGUGGGAAGAAGUCAGGUGCAGUAUGAGGUUGGUGGCAAUAGCAGGGACCAAUGCAUGCUAAUUCUGGGCAUUGCAAAAAGGUUUUUGAGUCAAAGGUUUUGGGUGAUAUCUUGCUAGAUAUCACAUAUCUAGCAAGAAAGACAUGGAAGUUGUGCUUCUGGGGGCAGUAAUGUUUGUCUGGAGAAAAAUGAAUCUACCAGAAAGGUUGUGAUAAGGAGGAACAGCUUCCCCAAACUGAAUCUGAGCUUUGCUGGCAUGGGAUGUCCAUAGCAGACGUGUGUUCGAGCACAAGGUGGUUCAAAUGUCUAUUUUGUAUCCUGUCAAUGGUCUACUGGUCGAUUUUGUAAUCAUCAGACUUGUGGUAUUAGUUCAUCUAAGGACCGAGCUAUCAACUGAACACCACCUGGUAGUGAGUUUCAUCAACUGGCAAGGAGGCUAUGGGCAGACCUGGGUCUUGUUUGUGAAAACAACGAGUGGUGGAAGCUAUCAAGCUAAAGAAGGAAGUCUUCAGGGCUUCGCUGGGGAUUCCUGAAACAGCUGGUAGGCAUGGUCAGACGACCUGCAGCUUCUGUGGUCAAGGAGGCAAAAAUGUAGGAAUAUGAGGAAUUUAGAAAAACUUUUGUUUGACAAACGAGGAAAUUCUGUAACUUAGAAAGAAAAACAGGUUUGGUUUUUUGUUGGGGCUGAUGCCAAUGAGAUGACAGAAGUCACUGAGGGAGUCAAAACAAAUUACCGGCACCUAGUUGGUAAAAGACAUGCUGAAGGCUCUGGACAUUGUGGGGCUGUUGGUAUUUAUAUGCCCUUGCAGUGUUGCAUGUGGGACCAGGACAACAUUUUCAGUGGUCAUGGUCCAAACUUUCAAGAAAGGUAUCAGAACAGUGUGCUCCAACAAUUCUCAUGCAGGACAGUGUGCCUUGAGGACCAGGAUUGGGAAAUACUGCAUUACACCACUUCUGCUACAUUUAACAUAUAAACAGGGACAUUAGCCUUUCUUGCACGUGUUGUACUUGUACUUAACAAACUGCACUACACGCACUUCAUUAAGUAUUCGGGUGUUGCCUUAAUUUGAAUCUCUUGAAGUAAGUUGAUUGUGAUAUCUCCGCUUUUGUUUUCUGGAAGUUGUGAACGAUAUUAUUGACAGUUGUUUUCAAGGGUUAUUCUUUACAUCCUGACGUCAUGCAUAACUUGAAUGACACAAUGACCCGCAAUAAAAAUAAAUUUUCAAGUUGA
Xiphophorus couchianus (Monterrey platyfish) is the source of this 3396-nucleotide messenger RNA. RefSeq lists its product as uncharacterized. NCBI's taxonomy places the organism in Eukaryota, Metazoa, Chordata, Actinopteri, Cyprinodontiformes, Poeciliidae. The record is from RefSeq and is a predicted model, not a curated record. The transcript has 4 exons. The coding region runs from base 167 to 1525 and encodes 452 amino acids.